Messenger RNA from Fusarium graminearum PH-1, 396 nucleotides. RefSeq lists its product as uncharacterized. The coding region runs from base 1 to 396 and encodes 131 amino acids. The record is from RefSeq and is a predicted model, not a curated record. Lineage: Eukaryota; Fungi; Ascomycota; Sordariomycetes; Hypocreales; Nectriaceae. The transcript is spliced from 2 exons.
AUGAAUGCGCAUAGCAUCGAGAUGCUGGAAUCUGGACUAUCGAGGUACAAAAAGAAGAAAAAUAUGUUCCACUUGAGAGGCCUGUACAAUAUCACUGUAAAUUGGAUCAAGGGAAAUAACUCAGCCAUUAAACAUCAACAAGGGCCAAACGCUCCCAAGCUAUUGUUUCUCAUCGUUCAAUUAAACUCCAUUGCUUCAUACGGUAAAUUUGUGGCUGUCAAUUGGACGGAUCUCGUCCAUCUCUCCUUAGAAACGGUGACGCUUGUGAUUGCACAGGGCACUGACAGACUCUGCAACCACUUAGAGGCUCUGAAAUCCCAGGCUAAAAGCACAUAUGGCUUUGCGGUUAAGAUUGGUACGAAAAUCUGCAAUCCAGAACCAUUGACUGUGCUUUGA